AAACCACAUAUUAACCAAACUUACUCCUAUCAUCUUUGCUAAACUCUUGCAACAAACAACCAGAGAAAUCGGGAUGUCAAUCCCCUCCAUAUCCACGUUUAUUUCCAAAUAUUCAAACCCCAUUACGCUCCAAAUACUCUCUCAUGAAACCCUCUGCUCUGACUCUAUUAUAUGCCAGCUCUUGAAGUCGAAGAAGUUUUGGCAGAGACUCACUCAAUCGAUCGAGGUUUGCAGAAGAUUAAGUACAAUGUGGAUGUUUAUGUUAAUGAUGAUGGUCCUUACAAGAGCUAGGCCUGAAGAAGAUUCCCGAGCACCUACAAAUCCGUUGGUGGCCGAGGGAAGCGCAUCUGCUAGAGUGCCGAGGAAGAACCGUAGACGUAAGUCUAAAGAAAUUACAACUACCGAUUCACCUGCAGAACCACAUGUAGAUCAACAUGUAGAACAAUCUGCAGAACAACAUGCUAAUCCCCCAAAGAGGCGUGGUCCAAGUAUAAAUCAUAGCGUUACAAGGUAUUUACAGAAUAUGCCGGAGGGUUUUAAAAUUCCUUUGACACUAGAUAAGGCCACAAAAGCCUUCAUUGGGACUUCAGCAACCGAUUUUGCAACCGAGUUAGGAAUAAUUGUUCGCGAUGUUUUUCCGAUGAGAUUUCACAAAUGGGAUUCGGUACCGGAAGAUGUGAAAACUUUGAUGUAUGAGAAAUUAGAAGGAAAAUUCGAGUUGCUGCGAACAGACAAUGUAUUAAUGGAGUAUGUAAAUAGUCGACUACAUAUCCAGUGGAAACGCAGCAGAGGUGUUUUGAGUCAGCACUGGAAGAACAAUGGAGGAAAAACGAAUCCAAGGUUGGCAAGAUUGAAUAUGCAUGGUGAUUGUCGAAAUCAAGACGAUUGGAAUCAUCUAUGCGACUAUUGGGAGUCAGAAAAAACCCGGAAAUAUAGUGAUCAAAUGGAACUUAACAGAAGAAAACAAGUAAAUAUAAGCAGGGGGGGCUCUCGGUCGAUAGCCAAUCAUGCAUUCAAAAUUAGAAAUCCCGAGACUCAGUUGCCACCUAGCCCAUUAGAAGUUUACUACAAGUUGCACUAUAAUGCCAAGAAAAAAGGAUGGCUAAAUGAAGAUUCACGUAUUGUAUAUGAUAAUAUUUGUAAACAAAAAGAGGAGGCCAUGGCUAGAUUGAAUACCGAAGGAACCAUCGUUACUACUGCUAUGGAACACGACGUGGAGAGAAAAGCCAUCAAAAGUGUAUGUGGCAGGGCUAAAACAAUACAAUCAGCAUGGGAGGUAGGUGUUGGUCCUGUGUUAAGGAAAAAAGAUAACUGGAUGAAAUCAGCAGUCGAAUCAUCUCAACGAGAUUCAACUGAGAACGAAGAUUUGAGAAAUGAGGUUACUGAACUCAAGGAGGAAUUGAAACAGAGUAACGAAAAAUACGAAAGAGUGACCCAGUUCUUGAGCCAAAAAUAUCCAGAUUUCGAGAGCACAAUAUCUACAAAUGAUGCUGAUGAAGAUGAUGGUUUGAAUGGACUACACAACGAAAGUGACAGCACUAUCUAGGCAGUUAGUUAAGACGUUUAUUACUUUUUUUUCUCUAAAACUCUUCUAAAUUUCAGAAUUGAUGAACCGGUGUUAUUUUGAUUUUCAUUGGCUAUUGUUAUGACAUUAAUGCUUGAGUUUAUUGUGAGUUUAAGAAAGCUAGAAUCAUUUUGACGAAUAA
Molecule: messenger RNA, 1706 nt
Organism: Helianthus annuus (common sunflower)
Lineage: Eukaryota; Viridiplantae; Streptophyta; Magnoliopsida; Asterales; Asteraceae
Exons: 7
Coding region: 74-1546 (490 amino acids)
Source: RefSeq, a predicted model, not a curated record